This is a messenger RNA of Gadus chalcogrammus (walleye pollock), 801 nucleotides long. RefSeq names its product synapse differentiation-inducing gene protein 1-like. The record is from RefSeq and is a predicted model, not a curated record. Gene Ontology annotation, cellular component: membrane; intracellular membrane-bounded organelle. NCBI's taxonomy places the organism in Eukaryota, Metazoa, Chordata, Actinopteri, Gadiformes, Gadidae. The coding region runs from base 1 to 801 and encodes 266 amino acids. The transcript has 3 exons.
AUGGAGAGCCUGGCUGAGCUCCAGAACCCCUUGCUGGACAAGACCUCCAGCAGACAUGUGGUUCACCACGGCAACUACCACCAGCUUCAGCAGCAGCAGCAGCAGCAGCAGCAGCAGUACCACCGGCAAGGAGACCUGAUUGGCUACCUGUACGCCGGCCCCCACAGCCGGCCGGCCCCAACUAAGAGCCAGGAGUUCCUGGACGCCACGUCGCUGCACCUGGCCGUGGAGGCCUUCUACCGGCCAGCGGGCUUCAUCCUGUACACCGACAACGUCAGCCUGCACAGCAAGGACUCAGGCCGCAGCGAGAGCUUGGAGACCACCUUCACGGAGGGCAAGGGCCGGGCCCUCACCGACGGGGGGUCCACGGCGGGGGAGGAUGAGGAAGAGGAGGAGGAGGAGGAGAUGGAGGAACCCGCGGAGGACGGCAGUGGCGCCGAGAAGGAGGUGAAGAUCCAGACGGUCUGCUACGACGUCGAGGAGGAACCCGCCCAUGAGUACGAGAGCGACAGCUCCAGCGACAGUGACAGCGAGGACAACUUCCUAAUGCAGCCCCCCAGGGACCACCUGGGUCUGGCUAUCUUCUCCAUGCUCUGCUGCUUCUGGCCACUGGGCAUUGUGGCGUUCUACUACUCGCACAAGAGUGGCAAGGCCAUUGCUAAAGGGGAUUUCUCCCGGGCGGGCGUGAACUCCAGGCGAGCCCUGUUCCUGGCGGCCCUCUCCAUCACCGUGGGAGCGGGGGUCUAUGUGGCGGUGGUGGUGGCCCUCAUGGCCUACCUGUCCAAGCCUGGACACGUAUAG